Molecule: messenger RNA, 6982 nt
Organism: Myxocyprinus asiaticus (Chinese sucker)
Lineage: Eukaryota; Metazoa; Chordata; Actinopteri; Cypriniformes; Catostomidae
Product: serine/threonine-protein kinase WNK4-like
Exons: 20
Coding region: 563-5233 (1556 amino acids)
Biological process (GO): positive regulation of potassium ion import across plasma membrane; intracellular signal transduction; protein phosphorylation
Cellular component (GO): cytosol; cytoplasm
Molecular function (GO): potassium channel inhibitor activity; chloride channel inhibitor activity; protein serine/threonine kinase activity
Source: RefSeq, a predicted model, not a curated record
GGUUGCACUAAUAGCAUUGUUGUGAACCAAGAUACAACCUGUGAGUGCACUAAAGUUCACAGCUGAAGUCCGUAAGUGGUCCCUCUGACCGAGUAAUUUACUAAGGUGUUUAUCCACAGGGAGGAGCAACCAGAACAGCAGAGCAGCGCUCUAGACACUUGCGCUGAGAAAGCGAAGGCAACACUGCGUGCGCUCAGUGGAGACGCUUGAACGUCAAACGACGAUAGUCAAAAUGUCGAAUUAUCAAACGUUCGAUUACUCGCUUGCGUAACAUUACGCUGAGAACGAACUCAUUUUAUAUUCGCACUGACGAUUAUUAUUAACCGUUUAAUCAUUCACUAUACCUAGCGAUCGAAUUUAUUACAUAGUUAUUCGCGCUGAAUUUUCGUUUAAUUGUAUUAUACCUGUAGAAGUUCGUUCUGGAAGUGUUAUUAUGUUUCGGAUGUUAUUAUUAUUAUUAGACCAAAAAUAAACUGAUAUUCAUGGAGAUCUGUUAUGAAGAACUGUUUGAAUACAGUGACGCUGAUUUGUAAUGCAAUAACCUGCGAUCUAAACUGCAAAGAUGUCUACUACAAUGUCACAGGCUGACGUUGACAUGGCUGGUGUUGGCUUCCCUAAGUUACCUGCAGGUUUCGACGCUGACUCCUUUUUCCCAGCGCGCCUACCGCCAAGACGUAGGAGACACUCGGCAAACUCUAGGAGACAUGCCUACAGGUUGAACAAACUUCACACCAUGGAUAUAGUGUCUCAGGAGAGCAUCGCCCCUCUCACAAAAACUCUCUCGUGGUCAGCCGACAAUAUUUUAUCAGAAAGUAUCAACGAGGAGAAAAAGACAGACUCUUCUCCCCCGGUGUCACCUGUCUCCAGCUCUUCACCUGAGACCCAAAACUCGGACCCGCAAGCAGCUGAGACCUGGACCGCCGAGGAGCCCAGCGUUCAGGAUCUCGACGCCAGCUCUGAAUCCUCCGAUGAAAGCACGCAGAAGAAGCUUGUUUUGUCACGGGCACUGUUUGAGAGUAAACGCGAGCAGGAGGAAAAGGAUGAGGUUGAGACGAAAGCUGUGGCGACCUCACCUGACGGAAGGUUCCUGAAAUUCAACAUUGAGAUCGGAAGGGGGUCCUUUAAGACCGUCUACAAGGGCUUGGAUACGGAGACCACUGUGGAGGUUGCUUGGUGUGAACUGCAGACCCGGAGGCUGACAAAAGUAGAGCGGCAGCGUUUCAGUGAAGAGGUGGAGAUGCUGAAGUGUCUACAGCAUCCAAACAUCGUCCGCUUCUACGACUCCUGGAAGUCCACCAAUAAAGGGCACAAGUGCAUCAUCCUCGUCACAGAACUCAUGACAUCAGGGACGCUGAAGACGUACCUGAAGAGGUUUAAAGAGAUGAAACUGAAGGUUCUCCAGCAUUGGAGUCAUCAGAUCCUGAAAGGCCUUCACUUCCUGCACACACGAACACCUCCCAUCAUCCACAGAGAUCUCAAGUGUGACAAUAUUUUCAUAACUGGCCCCACUGGAUCUGUGAAGAUUGGUGAUUUGGGCCUAGCCACACUCAAGAGUGCCUCAUUCGCUAAGAGUGUCAUAGGUACCCCAGAGUUCAUGGCUCCUGAAAUGUAUGAGGAGAAGUAUGAUGAAGCUGUGGAUGUGUAUGCCUUUGGCAUGUGCAUCCUGGAGAUGACCACGUCAGAGUACCCUUACUCAGAGUGCCAAAACGCUGCACAGAUCUACCGCAAAGUCACCAGUGGCAUGAAGCCAGACAGUUUUUACAAAGUGAAAGUCCCAGAACUGAAAGAGAUCAUUGAAGGAUGUAUCCGGAUGAACAAAGACGAAAGGUACACUAUCCAGGACCUUUUAGAGCACACUUUUUUCCAGGAGAAUAAUGGCGUCCAUGUCGAGCUGGCCGAGGAAGAUGACAUGGUGAAGUCUGGCCUUAAACUGUGGCUUCGAAUGGAUGACACCAAGAAGCUCCACGGCAAAUACAAGGACAACAACGCCAUUGAGUUCCUGUUCGAACUCUACAAGGACGUCCCAGAGGAGGUGGCUCAGGAAAUGGUAAUUCUUGGCUUCGUAUGUGAAGCCGACUACAAGCUUGUGGCCAAAGCCAUCCGUGAUCGCGUCACCACCAUCAAGCGCCAGCGAGAGAAGCUCCGUCGGCAGGCCGAAGAGACACAGAAGAGGUGUCAGGAGGAGGUGAUUGAGGAGGAACUAGAACCCACUCCUGAAGCUGAAUCUUUAGUUUCAAACCCAGCUACUCCCAAGCCUCCUGUAGAGACGCCCAUAUCCACAACCACUCAAGCUCCACCCACCGUGACUGUGUCUGGCCCUGUUUCCCUGCCUGCAAAUGAAUCUGUGGACUCUGGCUUCAACGCCAGCUUUGCCACUGAACCUGAAGAGCCAGAGGCAGACCUGCGGCAGCAUUUCAACAUACGUCAUGCCAGCUACUCAUCAGCAGCAUCUGACUGUGAGACAGAUGGCUACCUGAGUUCCUCUGGGCUUCAGGAGCCUUCAGAGGGUCAUGCUCCUGUGGCAUGCCAACCCCCCACAGCUCCACAACCAACCAGUGUAACUCCACAUGUAGAAGCCCCACCCAUUGAAGUCCCACCCACUGAAGCACCUCCCACACUGGCUGCACCAAUCCCAGCUCUCCGUUUCCCUUCGAGCAUUGCUGUGUCACAAAAUACAGACAAGACCCAGUCAGGUAGUGCCAGUGGAUUUUCCUCUCCUGUUGACAGCUACGCCUCUGAUGUCACCUCCGGCUUGAGUGACGGAAACGAGGGCCUAUCAGAGAGGGGUGGGAAAGGACAGAGCAAACGCACAGGGACCAAGCUGCUGAGGAAGAGGGCUCGCUCACGUCUACGAAUCACUGGGCUGUCUGAUAAAGUGGACCGGGUGGUGGAGUGUCAGCUACAGACACACAACAGCAAGAUGGUGACGUUUAAAUUCGAUCUGGAUGGAGACAACCCGGAAGACAUUGCUGCAGUGAUGGUACAUAAUGAGUUUAUCCUACCUGGGGAGAGGGAGGGAUUCAUUCACCGCAUGAGGGACAUCAUUCGUCGGGCAGAGGCCCUAAUGAGGAGAGAGCCUUUGGAGCCGCUCGGUCCAGGAGACACCCCUCAACUACUUUACCUGAGUGGAACCGGAUCACUGUCCACCUCACAGCCCAAUCUCCACUUACAGGGCCUCGCUCGCACACACUCCUCCUCCUCGUUGCCAGAUUAUGCUGCUGCUAGUAUAGGUCAGCUGACCCGGGGUUCCUCUCCUACACUCAGCGCAGACUUUUAUGUCGACCCUGAUGCUGUUCCACAGGUUCGCCCCCUGCGCUCACAAUCCUUUCACACCACAGGUUCCUCACAGACCUACCAGUCGUCUGCCCCCAAAUACCCACAAUACUCCCACCCUGAUGUUCUGCCACAUCUCCUACCAAACCAGAUGUCUGCCAUGCCGCCUCAGUUCGCGCAUUACAUUCAUGGCAGCCACUACCCCUAUCCCUACUCCAUGGAUCAAGCCACCCUCAAGAACUCCCUCAACCCAAGUCCUCUCACCCGCGUCCCCAGCAACCCAAACUUCUCCUCCUCUUCAUCCUCCUCCUCUGUUGUUUCUCCAGUUCAGCAGUGUGUUGAAAUGGCUUCUCAGACAGAAAGCAACAAUUUUUCCCUUCCAGUUGAAGUUCAAACUGGCCAGCAAGCUGCAGGCAUGUGGCCACCUCCUUCCCAGCAGCCCCUAAUUUCUCUGGCCAAUGUUCUUUCUCUGGCUAUGAACUUUGCACAUUAUAUACCAGCUGGACCCAUGCCGAACCACAUACCUCAAGGUUUCCACCCCCAAAUGGCCCCUCAACCAGGUUAUGGGCCUAUGUAUGUGCCCCAACAAGCAAGCAUGGCCAAUCCUGAUGCUCCAUACCACCAGGAUGUGCUGGCAGGGCAAUAUAUGGACAUGUACCAAUAUUCUGAUGCCCUUAUGCAGAUUCCGACACCAAUUCCCAAGCCCCAGGAGGUCAGCCAAACAACAGGUCCAACCGGGCAUGUUCUCCCACCAGGGAAGAUGAAAACAAGCAUGAAUUCUCUCAUUUCAGACAUGGCUGCUGGGACUAAACAGCCCAUUCCCACAAACACAACCUUUUCUCUGGGGUCCCAAAGUAGCCCACAGCUGGACCGACAAUGUAGCCCCACAGGGCAACUUAGAGAGCGGGCGGACAGCUCAGCAUCGAGCUCCUACACGACAUCCAGCACCAGCUCACCAGCUUCCUCCACAUCCCCUAGUCCGCAAAACACAGUGUCCUCACCCAAUCCAAGAUCCUACCCCAGUCUUACAAUGUCUCUUGCAGUGACUGAGACAGCCAGUUCAGCCAAAUCCAGACUCUCACCUAUAUCUGAAGAGAAAAAGUCUAUUGUCACGGUGGGACGAUUCCAAAUCAGUCCGAGCAAAGACAUUUCCAUUUCCAUUCCCAGCCCAACCCCCAGCAUCACACCCACUCCUACCCCGACGCCCACGCCUACAUCCACGCCCACCCAAACCUGCCCCAUAAUGCUUCCCCCAGCCACACCCUCUUCACACAACAGCCAGUCAGAGAGCAGCACAGAUGUGCAUGCAGAAUCUGAAAGUAGCCCCAGCUCUCUGAUUGAACCACUUACCAAACCACCUAGCGAGACUUUGCCUAACUCAGACAACACCCCCAUGUGGAUUGGAGAAAAUAAAGUGACAGACAGUAAAUUUGUGGAACCAGAGGAGGGGUGUGGAGUUGAGGAGGAGGAGGAGGAGGAGUCAGAAAUGAGGCGGAGAAGGAUAAGUGUGAUAAGUAACGGUACGGUCGGGAGUCCUCAGUUCAAUCGAAAUCAGUCGUGGAUGAGCUACACUCGCAGCAUGUCAUACGCUAGCAGCGACGAGACGGAAAGCGAAGAUGAGGACAUGUAUGAGGAACUACAGGAGCUCCGAGAGAGACAUUUGUCAGAGGUUCAGGCUCUACAGGCCUCUCAGAAGCGAGAGAUCGAGGAGCUCUAUGAGCGGAUGGGUAAAGUGCCUCCUCCCGGAAUAGUGUCCCCAGCGGCCAUGUUGUCCAGUCGUCAACGGCGUCUGUCUAAGAGUGGAGGGUACCCCACUUCUCGACGAAACAGCCUGCAGAGACUGGAUAUACUGCCUUCUACAGGUAUAAUGCGGAGGAACUCAGUGAGUGGCAGCAGCAGUGGCUCACAGGAGAGGACCAGUAAAGGAGUAACAUUUGCCUCUGAUUAUGCCAGAAUUUGAUUUCUUUAGCUUAGCAACUCUGUGGCCCUCUUCCUGCCUUCCUAAUGCAAAUCAAGUGACAUCAACGUUUCCUCGUGGAUGAAAUGGCUCGCAAAAGCCAAUGAGUGUGAAUAUGUCUUAGCACUAUCAAAUCAAGAGUGUGUACCAUGUGAAUAUUUCAGAUUUUAACCAAUUGUAUACCUCUGCUCAGUAUUCUAAGAUGGACUUGCUUGCCUAGUAUGCUUUUUGAAGAGACUGUGUGAAUGUAAGUGCCAGCUUUUAUGUUUAGAAAUACCAUGAUGCUGAUCUCAUCACAGAUUUAAAGGAGAAUUGCUCUCUCAUUUGCAGAUAUAGCGCCCCCUGUGGUUAUAUAACUGAGUUUUGAGUUUUCACCUGUUUAGCUGUUCAUGUGGUUGUUCUUUUCUCUAUAAUUUCUCUGUUUGCUUCAAUAAUAGAUGCAUUUAAAAUUCUGAUAAUUAUGAUUCCAAGUUCAAUGCAGUCAUUAACACAAUUAAUUUUUACUCAAGCUGCAAUGCAAAACAAAGAAUAUAGUCCGUUGGUCCAUCAGUUUUGACUUUUAGCCUUAAAUGUAGAUAUUAUUUUAUGUCAAACAGUAUCAUGUGUAUAUUUAGACAAAUUGUAAAAAUGUCAAUCAUCUUAAAUAUUUUGCACACACAAUUAUUGCACAAAAUCGAUUUGUAAAAUGGCUCCCGUAAGCUGUUGUAUUGUCACUGAUUUUAUCCCCAUUUAUUAUUUCUGAUGCCUUAAUUUUUUUCUAAAAUGAUUUACCCGGUGUGCAUAUACACGUCAUAAAAAUAACAAUGCUGGAUGCAACAAAGCCUUUCAUUGAUAUUUAGAGCUAAAACUAUGUAGGUACUAAGUGGUUUGCUUUUUUUGCUAUGACAUCAUAAUGAGCAUAUUUAAAUAAGCAUAUUUAAAUUGCUUAGCAAUCAGAUCCUGUUUAGAGGUAACAAUCUAUUCAAAGUAUCUGAAACAAACUGAGUUAUCAGAACAAAUAAUUCAGGUGACAAUCACUGAAAUAUAUCUGCCUACAUUUUGUUAAAUACCCAACCGUACUGCCAUUUUUUUUAUUUUAUUUUUUCAUAAAUUGUAGCUCUAAAUCAGUUUUAACUAUAGAAUUUAGUUUCAAUAUAACAUAUCAUUCCUCCCAAUGUCAAAAUCUAACACUAGGUGGAAUUUCACUUUAUGUAAUUGCCUUUCACCUUCUGACUGCCACAUUUUUUUAUUUAUUUUAAAUUCUUCUGUCUUAACAAUGCAUCUACUGUUAUUUGAAUCCUAGUGAAAUGUGAAAUUAAUAUAUUAAUUCUUUAAUUUGGCUUUUGUAAUUGUUUGCUUAAUUAAAAGAAGAAAAAAACUGACACAACACAAUGCAUUUUUUUGCAAGGCACUUGCCAUAGAUGCUAUAGAUGGUCUGUAUAUAAUAACAGUGAUGAAUUGCAGCAUGUGAAAUCUUAGUUCAUAUGCUUAGGCCAAUGCAGCAAUGUUACAUAUAUGUUAAGAGAAAAAUUAAUAUACCUUAAGUCACAACUGAGAAACUGUGAAGUUUGAAUAAUAGUUGCCUUAAAGUUUUUGCAUUUGAUGGGACAGCAGGUGUGUUUUUCUGAAUACCCAAGAGAAGAUUUAUACAUGUAUAUAUUAAGAUAAAAAUAAAAGCUGUAUUAUAUUAUGCAAGAAAAAAAAAAUAACAACAUUGUACUGCCAUGCAGAUUGUGCCUUUUUUUUUUUUUUUUUUUUUUACAUUUAACUCUG